Molecule: messenger RNA, 6590 nt
Organism: Caenorhabditis auriculariae
Lineage: Eukaryota; Metazoa; Nematoda; Chromadorea; Rhabditida; Rhabditidae
Source: the annotation of a GenBank genome assembly
AUGGGCGUGUUGGGUAUGUGUAUACGAAGGUUUUCAUUUUUAUUUUGACCUAUUAGCGCUCCUCUGUCAUUGUUGACAUAUUGAUCUUUCCGUUAGCGGGAAUCCUUGAGACUUCUCAUUCAAAAAAUAACUAGAAUUUGGCUUGUUUGGACGUGGGAGGCUAUUCUGAAAUUUUCACCUCUAUUCAGUUGUGAACAAGUUUCAUCUCUUAUUUUCAAAUUAUAAGUUUCUCCACUGGACCUUACUCUUCAAUCUUGAUUUAUAUUCAACUAGAGUUAUGUCUAACAUGAGUUUUUCAGCAAUGACGCCAGGGGCGCUGAAGGUGGUUAAAACCUUAUUUAAUCACCUAAUGAGUCCAGAGAGCAAUGUCGAAACAUUGCAGUGUUUUGCAUUGUAAGUUUUUCGUCUUUUAACAUAUUUUUAAUAAUGAGAUGCUCGUUUUUAAGAUGAUAUAUUCGUUUUUAUUUUGCAGACAAUGCCAAAUAUUCGCUGAUCGCGGCGAAUAUUUUGUUGUUCGCGACAAAGCUUUCGCAGCUUUUCGCGAAUGCUCGCAUAGAGAAGGAAUGAAAGAAAGUGAUGGGCUACUGCAUCUCUUGAAAGUCGUGGUGAGGAACAAUUAUUAUUGGAUAAUAAGAAAUAAAAUUGUUUAAAGGCGAAAAACAGCCGAUCUGGGUCCACGGGAGUUUACGAGACGUUGGACAGUCAAAGCCGCUUCUCAAAUUCGCUACAGUUCCACCUCCAAUGGGCUGAAUUAUACGGCCAAAAAAGAGACCUGGAAGGCUUCAAAAAGGUUUUGUUGCGAUUUGAGGGUUAAAAUUGUUUUUAUAGGUAUUGGAAUUAGCUCGAGAUCGCCUCGUCGGCAAACAAUCGCUCGAAAAUUUGGAAUCCGGAUUCAGGUCAGUUCCUUUAUUCUUGAUUGAUAAAUGGAGUUUUUGCAGGGAUUUGGCCGACGAAUACUUCCCCGGCGACGUCGACAAACUUUUCAGUCAAAUGGACGACACGAACAUUAUUUUUAAGCCGCUGACACCGAACGGAAAUCAAAGAAAAGGUUGGAAAUUAUUUGUUUACCUUGAAAAUGUUUUUUUUUUCUCAUCAGGUCGACGUCGAUCCUCGGUGGCGAUUCUCCAGAGGGCAGCUGCCUCUUCGAAUCCGACGGCCGUCGUUUCUUCUUUCGGCCCAAAGAGUCAGUUUUCUUUUUUUUUUUCAGGACUUGGUUUGGGGUUUCUCGAGAACACUUGGACCAAUAGAUGAAGUUUCAUGUUGAUUAUCGAUCUAAUAUUGGAAAUAUGUGUGAAAUGAUCCCAACUCGAUAAUAAAAAAAUCAAUUUGUCCUAAGGCCUGCUCUCAUUUAAGAAUUUUUUUGCGAAUCUUUAUUAAAUAUUUUUUUGCGAAUUUAUUGAAGAUUAUUGAAGAUUAUCCCUCGAAAAAAUUUCUAAUGCGGAAAAUUUGAACAAAAGACGUAGGCAUAUGAAGGUUUUUUUUUCAAAUCCAAUCCGUUUUUCUUAAUAUAAUAUUUUAACAUAGUUUUGAGCCACGUCGUGAAUUUUUAUUUUCAGCGAGAACCUUGAUCCGACCAGAGUUCAUCUGCAGAUCAGACGGCUAUUUCGGAAUUUCAGUGGAGGAGUUUCGAGCCGCACAGUUAUCCGAUGACCAGGUACCAGCAGAAAUUUCAUCUCAAAAUAGAUUUUUUUUUUCUCAUAUGCCAUUUAGAAUCCAAUACCAUUUUCCAGGGAGGAGAUAUGGACAUUACUGAGAUGGAAGAAGCUCAUAAUCCACAGAACGGCCAGACGAGACGCGAUUCUGGAAUCGUCAAGAAUAUUUUCGAGUAUUAUCUCUACUUUUUGGCCUUUUUAUCCCUUUUUUCUCAGACCCCCAAAGACAAAUAGCGAUGCAGUCAUCCAGAGAAUGAACGAGAUCGAAGUUUGUUUGUUUUUUUUUAACUAUUUUCACUUUUUUUAAACGCUUGUCGUUGGCUUUUCCAAAGACGCGUGUGUUUUUCAUGACCUAAAAUAUAAUUAGAAGCGAAUUUUCACCAAGAAACCUCUAAUAAAUUUAUCUAAGCUUAUCUAAAAAAAAAAAUUUGCGAACAAAUAAUUAAAAAUUGCUAAGAACGACGGAAAUAUAUUAUUUUCAGAAAGAAAACCGACGACGCAAGAUGUCGCAAAUCGAGGAAGAACAGAAAUCGGAGAAAACUUUGGACGACUCUCUUCUGGACUGUACCGACGACAAAAGACCGCGUUUCCACUCGCCGUUGGCUCCUGCCAAAACAAAAUCGAACGGUUUGAAAACAAAAUUCAUCUUUUGAUCAGCAUGGUCUUGCAGUUUCGAGCCUCAGGGAUAAGACGAUAGUGUUGUCCUCGGACUCGGCGAGAUCUGGAACUGCUACGGACAGGACGCUGGGCGUCGAUUCCAGUUUCACGCUCGAAAAUGUUCAUUCGGCUCAGAAGGGCGGUUUAUCCACGAAAGAAGGUCGCAAAACGGAUAGGACUUCGAUAUUUUUGUUCAUUUUUUUAGGUCGAAUCUCUUCGCAGAAGCCUGAGAUUUCGUUCACUGAGACGGCCUACAACGAAGCGCGGGCCCUUUUCUCCGACACUGUUCAUCUCAAAGGCACGAUUCUUUCAAAUUUUGUAGUGGCAGUAGAAAAAAAGUUCUUUUUUGGAUUUCUUUUUCUUUUUUAUAUUAUUAUAUAACUACCAGACGGGUUUUGAUGCGAAAAUUUGGAAAAAAAAAACCAUUACAAGUCGUGUCAUAUAAGGUCUGACAAUGACUAUAAGGAUUCACUUCAGACGGUUCGGGAGGUGAGGAGGAUUUGACGACGGCCGUCAAGGGCAAAUCGCCGCCCGUCGAGGAAUCGUUCGACGUGCUCGACGAUCCAGAUCCAACGAUGCUCGUCCAUUCGGAGAAGCGUCAGUCCGAUCUGUCAGUAUCCUCUUAGUUCCUCCUCAAUUUGACCAAUCUCUAGGCCAUCCUCUGGUUUGAACGUCGUCUUCGACCUCGAAUCUUCUGAAGAGUCUCCUCGUCUGAAGAGCGACGAAAUCGAACAAAUCACCUCGCCAAAUGAACACCAUCCACGUCAGUUUUCGUUUCAAGAUUUUUUUUUUUGGGAAAUUCAGAAUGUUUACUCCGAAGUGAAAGAAAAACGCUUCAACAUUUUUGUUCACUUAUUUUUCAGCCUUUGUAAAAAAAAACUUUCAGACGGCGCCGAUGAGAGCAUUAUCAUGGGAAAUUUUUUCCGAAGGUCUGGAAUCUCGGCUGUAACCUCAACGCCAAUGGAAUCUGGUGUGUUCGUUUCGGCAGAAGGUUAUUUUUUUUCCUUCACUAUGAACAUCAUCUCCCUUCGUUUCAGAGUUCUUCGGAAAUUCGCAUGCGAAUGAUGUUUUGAAAAGCAAGCAUGAAGACGACGACGGCGUCUUCGCGAUGCCAAAGAUGCCCCCAGCCGGCUUCAGAGUUCGUUUUUUUUUCUUCUCAAAGUAUUCAAUCGCUUAUCUUUGCUGUAAACUAUCAAAAAAAUAUAUAUAUAGUUACGUCCUGAUGUUUAAGAUUACUUUUUUUUUUGCCUACACUCCUUCCAUGGGGCUGGAGUUUAUUUUUAUACCUAUUUUGCACGAUUUUCAUGAGCCAUUUUCUUCUUGCGAUUUAAUCUAGUACUUUACUUGCCGCUCUAUUAAAAACCGUAAAAAAAUAAUACUUUUUUAAAAAAAGCUGCUUUCUUUCAGAGACAAUCUUUGGCCAACACUACCAGAACGAACACCGCUCUCAGUGUCAAGAACGAAUCGCAGAACAAGAGCAAAAGUUCGAGUGCACUGGAAAAGGACAUUUCGGUCUCUGACGUCCUGGAAAGCGACAUCCGGCGACUGAGCAUCGGCGGCGUCGAAAAUAUCUCCCAGAAGACCGCCGAAGUCGAUCUCAAUGAAACGACCGGCGAAUCGAAGCGUCGCAGAAGGUUUUCGAAAGGACCGGAGGGCGUUCUGAAAUAACUUGAUUGCAGUGAGGUCAUCACCGGCAUGAAUCCCUGGGAUCCGAGCAUCCGGAAGAAGAUCAUGGCCUCCGUCCGACCGCCAACUCAUCUCCAUGAAUUCGAAGUACGAAAACCGGGACUUUUUUUUUUGGGAAAUGGUAUUGACAACUCUCUAGUUGGCGCGGAAAAUAGAAACGAGUUUUUUAUUUGUUCAAGCCUCUUUCGGUAUAUGAGAUAAUCGAUUAAAUGCACACAAAUGUGGAAUAAAACUGUUUAGAAUCAUUAGCAGCUUUUAUCACUAGCAUUGUAAUUGUAAUAAAUUGUUCAAGGGGAUCUGUCCAAAAGUUCAAGCGAUGCGCGAUUUGACGGUCAGCGGAGAAAAAGUGCAGAUUCUGACGUUGAUCGGACAAGGCGGCUACGCCAAGGUGUACAAGGGAAAGCUGGAGGACGACACUUGCAUCGCCGUCAAGGUAGCGCUCUAGGGAACUGAUCGUCGAGACUUCUCUCGGUUUGCAGUACGAGGUUCCGUCGUGCGCCUGGGAGGUCUACGUCUGCGACCAGAUACGUCAUCGGCUCCUGAAGAACGCCAACGCCGACCUCGUCAACAUCUCCAACAAUGCCGUCAUGCAGGUCCCUCUUGUCCAUUGUCUCUCCUCUGGACGGGAAAAUCUUUAGAUCACGGACGCCUACAUCUACAAAAACGCGUCGUUGAUUUUCAACGCUUUCCAUGAAUAUGGUACCUUGCUGGUGGGUUUCCAGCUUUUAUAUUUUGGUUUUCAAAAAUUAAUUCGUGUUUCAGCUAGGUGUUUUUUAUUUAGAAGCUCUCAAAGUAUUUAUUUUACUGAGAAGAUACAUUUGAAACUUCAGCGCUUUUCAAAUAUUAAAUCUAUCAGUUUUCAAUUUUUUUUUUUCCUUGCAUAGCUUCCUGUUGUUUAGAGAGAAUGAUCGUGUUUAAUUUUUUCCAACUUUUAGCGGAUUUUUCAAUCUAGCUAUGUCAAAAAUUAGGAGCUUGUGGUCAAACUAAGAAAAAAGAAGUUUUUUUCAAACUAACUGAAGUACUAAAGUAAAAAACUAAAGUUUACGAAGCACAGGACUUGACGAACUCUGUGCACGAUCCUCAUUGGAUGCACGUUCUGUUCGUUGCGAUCCAGAUGGCGCGAAUCGUGCGUUCCGUCCACGGCACUAUGAUUGUCCACGGCGACAUCAAACCCGACAACUUCAUGAUCACCAAGAAGUUGUUCAGCUCCUCGAAGCCCCCGAAUAACAGGGAGACUUGCUCAGGAUCGACGCGGAGUUGUCGUCGGCGGACGUCCUGGACGACUACGUCAUCAAGCUCAUCGACUGGGGCAGAUCCAUCGACCUCGCCUCCUUCCGAGACAGCACUUUCAAGGGUCGCGCAGGCACGGAGUGUUUCGACUGUCCGGAGAUGAUUGUCAGUUUUUGAUCAGAGCAAAGAAAUUAAGUAUAAUUUGUCUAAUUCCCGAUUAGACAAAAGCGCAAUUUUCUUCAAAAAGGCUAAAGAGCUUAUGAAAAGUUAUAUCAAUAAUACUUAUUGACAGAUAAACGUAAUCUUCGUAUAAUGGUAGAUUGACCAGAAAAUUUUCUGGUUUCAAUCCGAAACUAUUCAAAUUACACAAGGUUUUUUCAAAACUCUCAGGCGGAUAUUUUGACUUUUGCGGAAUCAAUCUGGACACGGCAUUAUGAAAAUAAAUGUUGAACUUCGCACUUCGCUGAAUUUGGAAAAGAAAAUGUAAACUUUGACGAAAGCUCUCAAAAGAUUCAAAAAGUUAGACCGAAUAAUCAAAAUUAUCGCUGAGAAAUAGAAGAAGAAUGAUCCCUUUCAAAGAGAGAGGUCAAGAUGAUGCACAUAUCACUUUGAAAAUCUUUCAAAAACCUCAAAAUAAUUGCAGGACGGACGCCCUUGGACAUAUCAACCGGACUAUUUCGGCUACAUCGCCAGUGUUGUUCUGAUCGCGACCGGAAAGUAUGAAAGCCUGAAGGUUGACGGCUUCAGUCUGGGCGAGUACAGACUUCCGGCCGUCAUCAAAAGGUUAUCCUGUUCUUUUUCGUCUCUAAUAAUGUCCUUUCAAGACGUUUGGUCAUUCGGGACAUGCUAACCGAAAUGAUUCAUCAGUUCCUCAACAUCCCAUCCUGCAACGAGUUGCCCAGCUGGGAUGCUGUCAUCGAGGUAAACAUUUUUAAAGGUGCUUAUUCAGGCUGAUUUGAAACGGAGAAACAGGCGUUUUCGAGUUUUAUGAUUUUUUUGAGAUAAAAAUGGACAGCAAGCACAAAUUUUGAGGAUACUGUGAUUAGAAGGUCUAAUCUAGAAGAAAUUUCAAGAUUCUCAUCUCAGGCAAAAAAUCUCUUUCAACCAAAGUUCCUCACAAAAUAUAUAAAAUUUAUCUUUAGUUCCAAAAGAACCUCUGAGCCAUUAUUGCGCGCUCGUUGGACUAAAAAAAAAUCAAAAAAUCGAACAUAAUUUUUCGAAACGACUAUUUCUUUGCAUGCCGUCGGAUUCUACUCGGUUUUUCAGAAGAUGGAGAGUUUCUGGCACGCGAAUUUUACGGCGGUCGAAUGGCGAAGCGUCGUCGGCAGGUUCAACGGCGCGAUCAGCAGUUUCGCGAGUCGCUGA